Messenger RNA from Bombyx mandarina (wild silkworm), 781 nucleotides. RefSeq lists its product as uncharacterized. NCBI's taxonomy places the organism in Eukaryota, Metazoa, Arthropoda, Insecta, Lepidoptera, Bombycidae. The record is from RefSeq and is a predicted model, not a curated record.
AUCUGUAAAUUAUAAAACUAAUUACGUCUUGUAUAUUAUAAAAGAGCUUUUGUAUAAAUAUCAUCAUAAGAAUGUAAAUAUAGCAUUUAUGUGGGUUCCUUCACAUAGAGGCAUAACGGGCAACGAAAAAGCUGACAAAGCUGCACGUGAGGCUAUAAACAGUAUUGACGUUACAGACUCAUUACUCGUACUUUUCACUGACUAUUUUCUAAAUAUUAAAGAAAAUAUUUACACUCUGUGGACGGAAUUGUGGAAGAAAGAUCAGGAAAACAAGGGAAAGUGGUAUGGAAGUAUACAAGAUAACCUGCCUGUUAAACCAUGGUAUGACAAAUUGAAAACUAGUGAAAGUCGAGAUUUCAUCACAACAAUAAACAGAUUGAGAUUUGGCCAUAAUACUGCGCCGUCACACCUAGCAAGACUUGGCAUUGUUUCAAAUAGCCAAUGUAUACACUGUCAAGCAGAAGAAGGGACGAUCCAUCACAUUAUUUUCGAUUGCCAAAGUUUCAUAAUUCAAAGACUUGUGCUGGCUAGUGAACUUAGUGAUACCAAUGCAUUUAAGUGUGUCUCUUCUUCCCGCCCGCCGCCACUUAACUUUUUACUAAAAGAUCCAACAUCCUAUAAACCAAUUUAUAAUUACAUAAAAAAUACAAUUCAAACAAUUUAAAUGACAAAAUUUAGUGAAGUGAAGUGUAGUGACCCCAAAGCAAUGAACAUUUUCCAAAUAAGAUAUGACCUAAAGGUCUUUGUCACCAGGUCAUAAAAUUAAAAAAAAAAAAAAAAA